AUGGUGAACAAGAGUAUUGCUAAUAAUAAUGGGGGCAAUACAGGUAAGAAUGGGGGCAGUGGUUACAAAGGAGUGAGAAUGAGGAAAUGGGGAAAAUGGGUAUCUGAGAUUAGAGUCUCUAAGAGCAGAGAAAGGAUUUGGUUGGGUUCAUAUGAGACUGCUGAGAAAGCCGCCAAAGCUUAUGAUGCUGCUGUUUUCUGCAUGAGAGGAGGUGGUGUUGGAAAACUUUAUAACUUGAACUUUCCUCAAAAUCGACCAGCAUUAGAGACGUUGUUAUCAUCAUAUGCGUCUUCAUCGUCGUUAUCAUCAACAACAGUAUCGUGUAAUCGUUUUCCAAGUUAUUUGACACGGUCACAAAUACAACUUGUGGCUUCAAAGUAUGCAAAUAUUACUAGUGAUGUUGCAACAAUGGCACCGGCGGUACCAAUUAAUUCACCUGUCAUGUCUUCUGCAUUGCAUGCAGCGGAUGCUUUGGCGUUUCCAACUAACUCACUUGAUUUGUCUUCUGCAUUGCCAACUAAUUCACUUGAUAUGUCUUCUGCAUUGCCCGUAGCGAAUGCAAAUUCGAUGCUUUUAUGUCAAGGAGAAAAGGUUUUAGCACCAUCACCUAUGGAAAUGUCUGUGGUUGAAAAUUGGCAUGCAAAUAGCAGCAAUUGUAAUGAUGGUUUGGGUUUUGAUCAAUUUUAUGGUGGAGAUUGUCAUGCAGCCAUGGAGAAACAUAUAUCACCGGUGGUGGCGGCAGUUGAGGGCCAAGGAGGAAACGGAUUUCUAGAAGAUGCUAUUGCUCCUCAUGGUACUAGUGGUGGCGGCGAAAGUAGCCGUUGCGACGUGUUAUACCAGUCGUCGGCCCCGGAUGACCCAUAUUAUUGUUGGACAUACCGAUGA
This is a messenger RNA of Papaver somniferum (opium poppy), 885 nucleotides long. Its product is annotated as ethylene-responsive transcription factor ERF043-like. Gene Ontology annotation, biological process: regulation of DNA-templated transcription. The record is from RefSeq and is a predicted model, not a curated record. Bases 1 to 885 code for a protein of 294 amino acids. Gene Ontology annotation, molecular function: DNA-binding transcription factor activity; DNA binding. The transcript has a single exon. NCBI's taxonomy places the organism in Eukaryota, Viridiplantae, Streptophyta, Magnoliopsida, Ranunculales, Papaveraceae.